UGUGUGUUUUGGGGGGAGGGCUGGGUGUGGUCUGCAUGUAGGAGCAGGGCGAGGCUCAGGACUAAAAAAGCAUCUCCUGUUUCAGUCUGUGUUAGUCUACAGCGCUCAGGUGAACUCAGGUUGCAGAACAGCAGAAUGGACCUCUCAGACGCUCUUGAUGGUGACAACCAAUCAAGUGGAGGAGGUGUCUGGACCAAUGCGCCUGGCUGGCCAGGUCAACCAAACCAGCCCAAUCAGCCCACCUGGCCUGGAGGUCAGCCUACUAACCCUGCCUGGCCUGGAGGUCAGCCUACUAACCCUGCCUGGCCUGGAGUUCAGCCUACUAACCCUGCCUGGCCUGGAGGUCAGCCUACCAACCCUGCCUGGCCUGGAGGUCAGCCUACCAACCCUGCCUGGCCUGGAGGCCCCACCCAGCCGGGACCUUGGGGUCCAAGUCCAGGCCCUACAUCCGGACCUGGACCUGCCCCUCCUGUUGCACCCCAGCAGAGUCUGGCGGUUCCCUACAACCAGAUUCUGCCCCAAGGAGUGUACGACAGACUGCUGAUCACCAUCGCUGGAACCAUCAAACCGAAUGCUGACAAGAUCACGGUGGAUAUGGGCACAGACCGCGACCUGGCCUUCCACUUCAACCCUCGCUUCAAUGAGGGCGGCAACAAGGUGAUCGUCAGAAACAGCUGCAUCAGCAACAGAUGGGGAAGAGAGGAGAGGGAGCUGCAGAAAUUCCCAUUUGUGCGGGGUCAGAAUUUCGAGAUAAAGAUCCUGUGCACCAACACAGAGUUUAAGGUGGCUGUCAACAACUCUCACCUGCUGGAGUUCAAGCAUCGACUCACCAACCUGAGAGACAUCAAGCGACUCAACAUCUACAAUGACCUCACGCUGUCCAUGGUCAACAUGGAGACCGUGCAGUGAGACAGAUCACUGACCCAGGGAGAUGUACAGGAGCUCAAUCAGAUCCAGAGAAAAUGAUAGUAAAUGUUUGAAGGCAAUCAGCAGGAAAUGCUCUUAUACUGUUCAGGUCACUCAUAAAUAAAAAGUUUAUCU
Messenger RNA from Archocentrus centrarchus (flier cichlid), 1041 nucleotides. RefSeq names its product lectin, galactoside binding soluble 3b (gene lgals3b). The transcript has 7 exons. Gene Ontology annotation, biological process: positive regulation of calcium ion import; negative regulation of extrinsic apoptotic signaling pathway; positive chemotaxis. The record is from RefSeq and is a predicted model, not a curated record. Gene Ontology annotation, cellular component: immunological synapse; nucleus; cytoplasm. Gene Ontology annotation, molecular function: disaccharide binding; laminin binding; IgE binding. Lineage: Eukaryota; Metazoa; Chordata; Actinopteri; Cichliformes; Cichlidae. The coding region runs from base 136 to 909 and encodes 257 amino acids.